AUGCGGCCCAGUAGCGUCUCCGUCUCCAUGCGCAGUCGCAGUAGCGAGGCGGAGCUGCAACGCCUUGGGAGCUGUUUGGAUACGGUCUCGCAGCACCUUUCGGAACAGAUCAUGGGAAUGUCUGAGGGUCAGCUGAAAAUGGCGGAUAAUCUCGCCGCAAAGAUCGCGACCGUGCAAGAUUCCUUCGGCAGCAGUAUGGCCAGCAAAGUGUCGCUGGAAGAUCUCCGGCAAAAGGUGGAGAAGCAGCUGCAACAAGUGAAAGAAAGUGGAGAUGCCUCGCUUCGUGCGCGUGAGGCCGCCUUGAGGGAAGAGAUCGGCAGCAUUCGGUCCGACGCCCUGGUGGAAGCGGAGCAAUGGUCCCAGCGCGUGGCGGCCGUAGAGAAGGCCUCGCAGAAGCUGUGCACCGAGA
Cladocopium goreaui is the source of this 409-nucleotide messenger RNA. Lineage: Eukaryota; Dinophyceae; Suessiales; Symbiodiniaceae. The record is from the annotation of a GenBank genome assembly.